Amaranthus tricolor (Joseph's coat) is the source of this 3788-nucleotide messenger RNA. Its product is annotated as protein transport protein SEC23 A. The record is from RefSeq and is a predicted model, not a curated record. Gene Ontology annotation, molecular function: zinc ion binding; GTPase activator activity. Gene Ontology annotation, cellular component: endoplasmic reticulum exit site; COPII vesicle coat. Gene Ontology annotation, biological process: intracellular protein transport; endoplasmic reticulum to Golgi vesicle-mediated transport; COPII-coated vesicle cargo loading. Lineage: Eukaryota; Viridiplantae; Streptophyta; Magnoliopsida; Caryophyllales; Amaranthaceae. The transcript is spliced from 5 exons. The coding region runs from base 522 to 3101 and encodes 859 amino acids.
AUAAACACUCCAACCAAAAACCAACUCAAACUCAAUGUUGACUUUUUAAGUCACUUGGCUGACUUCCUCUUCCAAAUUCCCGGUUUCCCAUUGGAACCAUUAUCACAGCCAAGCACCCCUAAAUCUUCUAUUCAUUCGGCGAUACUUACAAUUUUUACCUUCAAAUCUUCAAUUUUGAAUCCAAUUGAUUUCUCUUAGACUCAAUUAAGCUUCAAAUUUCCCAAUAGCCCAAUACCCAACUGAAUUUCUCCCCAAAUCGGUGGAAUUGAUCCAUUCAUCUUCCAUGGAAUAAGAUCUUACAGGACUGGGAAAUGUUCAGAACUACAAAUUGAGCUUUAUUGAUUAAUACCCAUCUUCAAAAUUAUGAAAGAUUCUUGAUAAUUGUUACCGAUCUACUAGGGUUUGUUUAAUUCAAGAACCCCUUUAUUAGAUUUCAUCUUAAAAUUCCCAAAUUUUGCCUAUUUCAAUCAUCGUCAUCAUCAAAUUGAUCUUCUUGUUAGUGUUAAUUCUUGAAUACAACAAUGGCGGCACUACCAGAUUCAACCCCUCAACCAAGAUUUCCACCACCAUUAACAAUGUCACAGCGUCCUCAAAUGGCUGCUUCUUCUUCUUCUCCUCCACCUCCUCAGUUUCCUCCUACGUUUUCGCCUUCCGGAGCCUCACCUCCCCAUUUGAAGGCGAAUUCGAAUUCUCCACAACUAAGUACUCCUCCUGGACCGCCUGUAUUCACUUCCCCCUUGCGACCUGCUGCCGUGCCGUUUCGAACAUCACCCGCAUCUCCUCAACCAGUUGCAGUUGCAUUUCCCCCUACAAGUUUAGCUAGUCCUUCUCCUUCUUCUACUUUGCCUCCUUCUUCCCCUCCUAGUUAUUCUUCUCAUACUGCUUCUUUUGACCUCAAUUCUAUUUCCCCUCUCGAUUCUGUUGCUCCCCUUGUCCUCUUUUCUGCCCACAAGAUAUUGAAGCAGAAAAAGCAAGGAAAUGUGCCUAGUUUGGGGUUUGGAGCAUUGGUUUCUCCUGGGAGAGAAAUUACUCAGGGUCCUCACGUAAUACAGCGUGAUCCUCAUCGUUGUCAAAAUUGUGGGGCUUAUCCGAACCCAUGUUGUAACAUCUUACUUGUUUCAGGGAACUGGCAAUGUGUUGUUUGUCGUAGUUUGAAUGGGAGUGAUGGUGAAUAUGUAGCAUCAAACAAAGAAGAUCUUCGUAGCUUUCCAGAGUUAUCGUCUCAUGUGGUUGAUUAUGUUCAAACUGGUAGUCGAUUGUCGGGUUUUGUUCCUGUUUCAGAUUCUAGAACGUCUGCUCCCAUUGUGCUUGUCAUUGAUGAAUGUUUAGAUGAACCACACCUUCAGCAUCUGCAGAGUUCGUUGCACGCUUUUGUUGAUUCACUCCCCCAAACGACAAGAAUUGCAAUUGUUUCAUAUGGCCGAACUGUAUCUGUGUAUGAUUUUUCCGAGGAUUCUACUGCAUCUGCUGAUGUGCUUCCUGGGGAUAAGUCACCUAGUGAGGAAAAUUUAAGAGCAUUGAUUUAUGGAACUGGUGUAUACUUAUCUCCUGUGCAUGCUUCACUUCCUGUAGCUCAUACCAUCUUCUCUUCAUUCAGGCCCUUCAAGGCAAACAUUCCAGAGACCGCAAGAGAUCGCUGCUUAGGCACCGCUGUGGAAGUUGCCUUGGCGAUUAUUCAGGGGCCUUCCGCUGAUUUAUCCCGAGGGGUAGUUAAGAAACCAGGGGGCAAAAGUAGGAUAAUAGUAUGUGCUGGUGGACCUAACACAUUCGGUCCCGGAGCAGUUCCUCAUUCAUUUAAUCACCCAAACUAUCCUUAUCUUGAAAAAACUGCAUUGAAGUGGAUGGAUCAUUUGGGCCGUGAGGCUCAUAGACAGCAUACGGUUGUAGAUAUUUUGUGUGCUGGUACUUGUCCUGUCAGAGUUCCUGUUCUGCAACCCCUGGCUAGAUCCUCUGGUGGUGUUCUUAUUCUUCACGAUGACUUUGGCGAGGUGUUUGGUGUGAAUUUGCAAAGGGCGUCUGGUAGGGCAGCAGGUUCUCAUGGGUUGUUGGAGAUACGCGUACCUGACGAUAUUCUCAUUACUCAAGUUGUUGGCCCUGGCAAGGAAGCCCACUCGGAUUCACAUGAAAAUUUUAAGAAUGAUGCCUCUGCCUCAAUUAGGAUGCUAAGUGUGGAAGAAACACAAAGUUUUUCGGUUUUCAUGGAAACCAAACGAGAUAUCAAAUCUGAACAUGUAUUUUUCCAAUUCGCCGUGCAAUAUUCGAAUGCUUAUAUAGCUGAUAUCACUAGAGUCAUCACGGUAAGGCUGCCAACUGUCGAUAGUGUGUCAACCUAUCUUGACAAUGUUCAAGACGAUGUGGCUGCGGUACUUAUUGCCAAGAGAACUCUUCUGCGGGCGAAAUCUGCUUCUGAAGCAGUGCAGAUGCGUUUGACGAUUGAUGAAAGAGUGAAAGAUAUAGCUUUGAAGUUUGGUUCACAAGUCCCUAAAUCAAAACUUUACAAGUUCCCGAAAGAGCUUUCUUCCUUGCCGGAGCACUUGUUCCAUCUUAGAAGAGGUCCGUUGCUCGGAAGCAUUGUUGGUCAUGAAGAUGAGAGAUCUGUAUUGAGAAACUUGUUUCUAGAUGCAUCCUUUGAUCUUUCUUUGCGAAUGGUGGCUCCUCGAUGUUUAAUGCACCGUGAAGGGGGCACUUUUGAGGAGCUGCCAGCUUAUGAUCUGGCGAUGCAGUCUGAUACUGCUGUUGUCCUAGAUCAUGGGACUGAUAUCUUCAUCUGGUUGGGUGCAGAACUUGCUGCUCAAGAGGUGAAUUGUGCAGCAGCUUUAGCUGCUUGCAGAACACUGGCAGAAGAGCUUAGUGAAUCAAGGUUUCCAGCGCCUCGUAUCCUUGCAUUCAAGGAAGGGACGUCUCAAGCACGUUAUUUUGUUUCUCGUCUAAUACCCGCUCACAAGGAUCCAGCUUAUGAACAGGAAGCAAGAUUUCCGCAGCUACGGACAUUGACACCUGAGCAGAGAGCUAAGUUGAAAAGCAGCUUCAUUCACUUUGACGAUCCCAGCUUCUGUGAGUGGAUGCGCAGUCUGAAACUUGUGCCUCCCGAGCCUAGCUAAGGUGCAUUUUCAUCUUGAAUUGAACCGAAUGAUUUCUCAGAGGAACAGGCACGAGUACAUGACAUUUGCGUUUUAUUUAUUUAUUUUUUAGGAUAAUCUCCGUUUGUUACUUGGACUGAACAUACAGUAGUGUUGUGCGCUCAGACCAGUGCAUUUUGCUGGAGAAGCCAUGACCAAACGAAACUACUUAUGGUCGGCUGAAAUUGAAUAAUGAGAAUAAUUGUUGAAAAGUUUUGAUUUAUUGCUUCUGAAGUGUAUCUGAUUUUGAAUUCAUAUGUAUGUACAUCCUUGGGAUCUUUGUACUCGAAACAUGGACUUACCAUUUUCUCUCAUAAAAUAGCGGGCUUGAAUUGCAACGAAAAGAUCCCGAUGAAGACCUAUACCUAACCAUGAUGAGCUAGGCAGUUGUCAUAGUAUAGGAAGUCCAUGUGGUCGGGUUGGUUGAGCAUCUCAUAGGUCAUAAUAUUGGAAUGUUAGAGGUAGAUGAGUAGGGUCGGAGUCGGAGUUGGGUUGGAGACACUAGGAAUAUAUGAAGUAUAUAACAAUCUAAGGGAAAUAUGCAACAAAAACAUCAAGGUUAUGUCUUCAUUUCCUAUUGUUCAAGUAUUUUGUGUUCUUUAUAGGUUGUAAUCUUCUUAUCUCCUUUGAUAAGAAUAUGGUUUGUCGUCUUCUAUUCUUCCUAAAAAU